CAUGAGUGACAAUGUAAAACAAAACCCUGUAUCUUGACACUAUGUUCCUCUUUUUAAUGGUGGAGCUCUACUUUUGCUCAUCAUUUAAUCAAAGCCACGAACUAGAUUUUUUCUUUUUUUCUCUUUUUAACUUCUUUUGAUGUAAAUGUCAAAGCCCGCCAUAGCUAAAGCUUCAAAGUUGGUAUAGCUUUCUAUGACAAGCGACUGGUCAAAAAAAAAACAAAAAACAUUAUCACCUUUAUGAGCACUAUGUCCUUUAAUUUAUAUGGUAUAGACGUGUAAAAAAAAUCAGCAUAUUCUACUUGUAUCGCAGCUGUUUCUAGUUGUAUCACACACGAAUAUCAGGAAAACACGAAAUGGGAUUCUGGAUUGAAAUUAGAUAGACCUGUGAAACCCCAAUUUGCUCCUUUAAACGCCAGAUUUGGUGCACCUUUUCAAGGGAAAAACAAAAACCCAUCUGCGUGAAUCUCUAGGUGUGGUGUGGGGGCUAGCUAGUACCAAUUUUCGUUAUGUUAUUAUGCAUGAAAUAAAGUGGCGGGGUUCUCAUUUGAAGCCAUUCAAGCUCAUGGAAGCAGGUGUUUCUAGGCAUAAGCGCUCUAAAAGUGACACUGAUCCAUUUAAAAGAAACUCAAAGUGGGACAAAAUGAAUACCAUCCUGGAAGCUCCUUCCCAAGUCAAGAUGAAGGAGAUGGUAAUUACAGAAGACUCUGCUGAAGCUAGGAAGAUGCAACCCUCAAAACCAAUGGUCCAGAGCUCUUUAAAUCAGGAGGUUCUGAAGCUACAGAGGCAAUUAGAGGACCAGUUAGCUGUACGUCAUGCACUGGAAAAUGCAUUAAGUUAUCAGCCAUUGUCACAUGAAGCAGCAACUGAUGAAUCAAUACCAAAGCCUACCAAGGAUCUAAUAAAGGAAAUCACAGUGCUAGAACUGGAAAUUCAGUAUUUGGAACGACAUCUUCUCUCAUUGUACAGGAAAACAUUUGAUCAAAAAGUGUUGUCAGUGUCGACGGUGAAUGGAAGACUUAAUUCAGUUUUAAGCACAGAAAAAGGGAUAUCUUCAGAAGCUUCUUCACAAGAUAUUAUACCCCAAAAAGAAACUUCUGUCAUUUACUCUGGGAGUUCAGUUUCUCCUCGGUUUUCUCUUGGCAAUUCCCAGGAAUGUGUGGAUGCAUGGGAACCAGAGAAACUGCUGGAUUCAAGUAUCCAUCGGAGUCACUCCUCACUAUCUCAGCGUUCAGCUUGUUCAUUUAGAGCAUCACCGAGGAAAUUUCUAAAUAAGGCUGUAGAUUCAUACCACUCUUUACCUUUGUCUAUGUUGGAGCAAGCUGAGAAUGCAUCCCCAAAUGCUAAUCUGGCAGAGCAUUUAGAUACCUGUUUCAGUGAUCAUGUUCCAGAGACACCAAACUGUCUCUCAGAGGAGAUGAUUAGGUGUAUCUCAGCCAUAUACUGUGAACUUGCAGACCCACCUUUGAUCACUCAAGAUUACACUUCCUCUCCUCCUGUUACAUUCUCCUCUUCAAUAUAUGAGGCCUCUUUACAAAAUCAGAAUGAAAAGUGGAGCUCGUUGAGUAAAAAGUUACCAUUUUUCAAUUCACAUCACGAUAACCACUUUCACUUUGAGGGGCCAGAAGGACCCGGUGGCCCUUACUGCAGAAUGCUUAAGGUUCAGUGGAUCUGUAGAGAUGCUGAGAAACUAAAAGAUGUUGAGCAUAUGCUAAAGAAAUUCAGAUCCCUUGUCUAUCAGCUGGAAGACAUCGAUAUCAGAAAGAUGAAACAUGAGGAGAAGCUAGCAUUUUGGAUUAAUGUUCAUAACUCACUAGUAAUGCAUGCAUAUUUGGUUUAUGGGAUACCACAAAAUAGUCUUAAAAGAGUUUCUUUACUACUAAAGGCUGCAUACAAUGUGGGAGGUCAUACCAUUAGUGUUGAUUUAAUUCAGAGUUCUAUGUUGGGAUGCCGAUUGCCUCGACCUGGACAAUGGUUGAGGCUACUGUUUUCUUCAAAAACAAAAUUCAAGGUUGGAGACGCUCGAAAAGCUUUUGCCAUUGAGCAUCCUGAACCUCUUUUACAUUUUGGACUAUGCUCAGGAAGCCAGUCUGACCCUGCGGUCCGUGUGUACACACCAAAGAGAGUGUUUGAGGAGCUGGAGAUGGCAAAGGAAGAGUAUAUUCAAUCAACUUUCGUUAUGCAGAAAGAGCACAAAAUCCUUCUCCCUAAGCUUGUGGAGUCUUUUGCAAAGGAUUCAGGCUUAUCUCCAGCAGAUUUGGUAGAGAUGGUCGAACAUUUUGUACCUGAUUCUCGAAGAAAGACUAUUCAUCAUCACUGUCAGCACAAAAAAUUCUGGAAGGGCAUUGAAUGGAUUCCUCACAACUUCACUUUCCAUUAUUUGCUUUCCAAAGAAGUGGCUUGGUGAUCAAAUCCUUCUUGUAUGAGUGCCAAGAAUGAUCCUCUACUUGUACUUUGGCCACUCACUUUUGUGUCAUGGCGGGGGUUAAACUUAUAGUUAAGCUCAAAAUGAGUGAAUGACAGAUGAAUCACUACUAGACCUUUCAUUGUUGGCACCAGAAGGAUGAUCAAACUGGCUCAAGAUGGUUAAGUUUAGAAAAAAAAAACCUUGAAAUGGAAAUGAAUUCAAAUUGGGUAAAGAUGAUAUUGGAAAAAGAAAAAAGGAAGAAAGAGAGAGUCUAGCAUUCACUUGUAAAUCAAGUCAUGAGUUUUUCUCAGUUUAAAGCUUGAGCUUGUUUGGUCAUGAAUCUUGGUUCUGAUUCUUCUGUCAUUCACAUUCAAAGACUGUUGAUAAAGGAAAAUACUGUUAUAUAUAGAACGGCCAUGAAGUUUAUGUAAUA
Cannabis sativa is the source of this 2840-nucleotide messenger RNA. RefSeq lists its product as uncharacterized. The record is from RefSeq and is a predicted model, not a curated record. The transcript has 12 exons. Bases 518 to 2407 code for a protein of 629 amino acids. NCBI's taxonomy places the organism in Eukaryota, Viridiplantae, Streptophyta, Magnoliopsida, Rosales, Cannabaceae.